Ilex paraguariensis (yerba mate) is the source of this 684-nucleotide messenger RNA. NCBI's taxonomy places the organism in Eukaryota, Viridiplantae, Streptophyta, Magnoliopsida, Aquifoliales, Aquifoliaceae. The record is from the annotation of a GenBank genome assembly.
AUGGCAUUUCUCCUUCAAAUUGCGUCCGUCAAAAAACCCCAACUCGAGCAUGUUCAGCAACUCUUUCAACAAGAAUCAGAAUACAUGGCUGCUGAGGGUUAUUCCCAGAAUCUCACUGCCUCUCUUCAAAGAAAGCGAGCCACGUUCUUUAUUAAACAAGAAAGGCACAAUCUCAACAUUCAAGAGCUUAGGGAAAUACAGAGAAUGGAGUUUCUGAUAAUUUCAACUCUGAAUUGGCGCCUCCAAUCGAUCACUGCCUUAUGCUUUCUUGAUUAUUUUAUUUCGUUGAUGAAUAUGAAUGAUCAGUUACAUGAAAGAGAAAUCAAGUCUCAGGCUCAGAAGAUUGUGUUUAGAGUGCACAAAAAUAUCGAAUUUACACAAUUCAGGCCUUCAAUAAUUGCAGCUUCAGCUGUUCUAGCUACAUCAAAGACGGUGGCAAGAUAUUUUGAUUUCCAUGAGGCUAUUUUGUCAAGCCAAUUCGUCGAUAGGGAUGAUUUCACCAAUUGCAUGCGUGAUUUAACGGCGAUGUUCAUAUCAGACUCUGCGAUAGCAAACGUUGGUAUUCAUGGCCCUCCUGCUCCGUUAUUGCCACCUCCGGCUGAUGAUCAUAAAGAUCUUUCUCUGAUUCUUCUGAACCAACUGAUGAUGAUGACCAUCAAAUUUACAUUGGACCUUAGUUCUUGA